CGUCGUCGUCGUCCUCCUGCAGCAAGGCAGCAGCAGCAGCAGGAGCAGGGCUGGCAGGAAGGCAGGAAGGCAGAGGCAGAGGGCCAGGCAGCUGCACUCGUUCUCCAUUUGCUGCUGCUCUUUUCUCUCGAUAACUGUCAUCUUUCUCGAAGCGGAGGACGGAGGAGCUCGGGACGGGAAGAAGGGCAGGGAAGGGACAGGAAUAGGAAGGAAGGAAGGAGGAGGAGGAGCCAGCAGUAGCAGCUGGAGAACCUCAGGCUUCUUGAUAUUGUUGUUUAAAGUGCAACCCCGAUCUAAUCUGAUCUGAUCUGGCUCUUUGACUUCUUGCUGCCGUCUGUAAAUCUGUGUGUAUGUAGAGACAACUGUAGUUCUCCCGGACAAACGAAAGGCUUUGGCCUCUCGUGUAGGGGCCUCUGAGAGGGGCUUCUCGAAGAGGUGUUGAAUUUUGAUUGCGUUACGUUCGAGAAGAACUUGCGGAGGAGGAGGAGGAGGAGCAGCAGCAGCAGGAGGAGCUGCUGUUUUUACUCGUCAGAACGGAGGAUUCGUGCGGGUUCGAGCGGAUUAUAUUAUCGGAAGGGCUCUUUCGACUCUUGGCCGAUCAUCCACUUCGAAGCCAUUUGUAGUGUUGUAUCUCGGCCCUUCUCGCUCACUGGCAGAAGAGACCCGUUUAUGAGACUAGGGUUGCCCUGCACCUGAGGUCGAUCAUGGUGUCUAAUGAGAAGGCGUCCGUGACGAAGGAGCAAAAUGACAAGCAUAGAAAGGUCUUGGAAGCACUUAUGAAGCUGCCGGACAACAAGGAGUGCGCUGAUUGUAAAAGCAAAGGACCACGAUGGGCAAGUGUGAAUUUGGGAAUAUUUGUUUGCAUACAAUGUUCUGGAAUUCAUCGGAGUCUUGGAGUUCACAUUUCAAAGGUGCGAUCUGCAACUUUGGACACAUGGCUCCCAGAACAAGUGGCUUUUAUGCAGAGUAUGGGAAAUGUGAAAGCAAACCAAUACUGGGAGGAAGAACUACCUCCAAACUUCAAUAGACCGAAAGAGAGUGAUCGUGGUGGACUCGAAUCUUUCAUUCGAGCUAAAUAUGAAGCCAAAAGAUGGGUGCCUAGAACAAAUCGGUCCCCCUCCAGAGAUGAUAGACGAUCAUCUCGAGAAGAUAGACGAUCUUCUCGCGAAGGACCGUCUCGGAGAGCACCCUCAGAAGACGAUAGAGAUCGUAGAUCUGAUUAUGACCGUUACAGUGCCUCUGGUAAAGAUAGUGGCGACAGAUACGACAGGCGCCAUGAAGAUGGACACCGAGAACGAGAUCAUGAUCAUCGCUCCGAUGGGUCUGAUUAUCGCGAGGCUUCUCGAGCGGGUCAAUCCUCAAGUCAGCACGCAGGAACCUCUUCAUCUCGAACAGUACCAAAUGGAAAUCCGGGCCCUCGCCUGUCAUCCAUCCCAGCCUCUUCUACCACGCGAACCCCACCAGAUGGAGUUUCCCCUUUGCGCUCACGAGAGUCGAGUAUCACAAUGCCUUCUAUCAGAAGCCCCCCACCGCCUUCAGUUCCCUUGUCAGCUACUACUUCCACACCUCCUCCACCUCCUCCUCAAGUGGAAGCAGAAACAAAUCUGUUUGACCUUCUUAGCAUUGACGAUAAUGCGUCCGCAGGAUCUGGAGCUGCCAGCUCCGUCACUGAUGAUAACGAUUCAUGGGCGCAUUUCCAAUCUGCAGAGGCACCCCCAUCCAACUCUGCCGAUAGUGGAGCCACAAAGACCACUGGUGGAUCUUCGUCGGCUGGAGGAUCUGUCCAGGUAGCUGAAUCCUCCGGUGGGUCAACAAAUAAAAAUAGUGUCACGGCUGGUUUGGAGGAUUUGUUUAAGGGUUCUCCAGAUGUCACAGCGAAGUCGGAAGUACAAACGCAGUCGCCCGCACAAGCUCAGGCACAGGCACAGCCAAGAAAGGAUGUCCGACAGAGUAUUCUUAGCCUUUUUGAAACUUCAACCAUGGCAUCUCCGUACAGUGCCCAACAACAACAAAUGGCAGCAUUGGUUGCUCAACAGCAGUCAAUGUUCAUGGCUGCUGCCGCAGCUGCAUCUGGAAUGCAAGGGUCGUAUUUCCAGGGUCAGCAACCGCAAAAUGCGUCGAAGGAUGAGAACGGAGGUCCUACUGUCGGCAAGGGGGCAGCAGUAGGGCAAGUUUGGCCAAUGAGUGGUGGUCUUCAGGUUCCUGGAGUGAUGGUUAAUCCCAUGGCUUUCACCAACAGCGGACUUCCCGCUGCGCAGGGAAUUCCAUUCGUACAAGCGCCGGGAACGAUGCCUAAGAAUGUACCAGGGCCAUCAGGAAUGACAAGUAUGUUCAGUACUCCCGCUGCUGCAGCGUCCUUUUCGUUAUCAUAUGGGGCUCAGGGGCACCCAGUCCCCUAUGGCAAUGGGCAGCAAUCAGCAGCUGGUCUUACCAACACUCACGGAACGGGUUUCUCUAGUCAUCCACCAGCUUCUCAACCUUUGAACCUCACAUCAGGAUCUAGUUAUGACUUCUCAUCGCUAACAGCAAAUGCUUUUACGAAGUUGUGAGAAGUCAUUAUGCAUACGGUUAUUCCUUCGCGGGUGCACAUUGAGGAUAAUAUUUCAAUUGUCUUCUGCUAGAUGACUCACAGAACUGGCAUCGAUUUGCAACACGAGUUUAGAGGAUGUUUUGUGAUUUAUGUGCAACGUUGAAUGCCAUAGAAGCAUUUAACAUUCUUCUGUAGGAAAGAGUUCUGUAGAAUUUUGUUUAACUGGGGGCAAGUAUGUGUGCGGGUGGUUGAUUCUUUUUGACCUUUUGAGAAGGGUUGACUAGGUAAACAUUGGCGGGAGAUCUAGUAAAGCGUGGGCACUUGAAUUUCUUGUUGUUGAGGUUCCUAGGAACGGAGCUAUAUUGUCAUUAUAGAAUGCCCAUGGCGCCUGUGCAAUAAGGCUGGCCAUGAUGGGCAGCAAGCGGUUUUCUGAUGCAUCUAUGAUUGUAUAAUUUACUGAGCAACUCUGUAUACAGUCAGCAAUGCUCUGUAGCAUUUAAUAGUAAAAAGUUUCCCUUAUUCAUUCAAUAUUCACCCCACAAAU
Molecule: messenger RNA, 3074 nt
Organism: Marchantia polymorpha subsp. ruderalis
Lineage: Eukaryota; Viridiplantae; Streptophyta; Marchantiopsida; Marchantiales; Marchantiaceae
Source: the annotation of a GenBank genome assembly